Juglans regia (Persian walnut) is the source of this 1208-nucleotide messenger RNA. RefSeq names its product LOB domain-containing protein 15-like. The record is from RefSeq and is a predicted model, not a curated record. The transcript is spliced from 3 exons. Bases 467 to 1129 code for a protein of 220 amino acids. Lineage: Eukaryota; Viridiplantae; Streptophyta; Magnoliopsida; Fagales; Juglandaceae.
AUGGACUGGGUUCGGAUGGUUGAUUCAAAAGUCAAAACACAUUUAAGGACUCACACGUGAGCAAGCAGUGCACAGAGCUGGCAUUUAUACAUCUCUCUCUGUCUCUCUCUGUCUCUCUCUCUCUCUCAGUUUCUCCCCCAUUGAUGCGCUCUGUCAAAGCGGACUUCUGCGUCUCUGGAAAACUACUAUUCCUGAAAACCUCGUACAUCAAGCUGGGAGCUCCAUACCCUUACCAAUAAACAAACAAAAUUUACCUUCUUUCUUAGUUUAGCCUGUCUUAUAUAUAUCCCUAAUCCCUUUUGUCAAUUUCUUUUAUAAAUAAACACUGGACCACUUGCCCCCUUUACCUUGCCUUUUAAGCACACUAUUCUCCCUCAUUAAUUUUCCUUUCGUCUCGCUUCAAACCCGCUCUCUUUCUCGCUGAUCAGCAAGCAAGUCCACAUCCAUACCCAGAGAGCAUGCCUGAAUGUCCAGAGAAAGGGAGAGAUUUGAUGAGAUAGGCAAAAGGAUCAAGAGAGAAACCGAUGCUUCUUCUCAUGUGGGAAGAAGACACAUGUUAGGUCCACCUGGAACCCUCAAUACGAUUACACCAUGCGCUGCUUGUAAGCUCUUGAGACGAAGGUGUGCCCAAGAAUGUCCCUUUUCUCCAUACUUCUCCCCCCAUGAACCACAAAAAUUCGCUUCUGUUCACAAGGUCUUUGGUGCCAGCAACGUCUCAAAGAUGCUAAUGGAGGUACCGGAGAGUCAAAGAGCCGACGCUGCAAAUAGUCUUGUCUACGAGGCCAACGUGAGGCUGAGAGACCCGGUCUAUGGGUGCAUGGGGGCCAUCUCGGCUUUGCAACAGCAAGUUCAAUCUUUACAAGCUGAACUCAAUGCAGUAAGGGCCGAGAUACUCAAGUACAAAUACAGGCAGGAUGCUAAUAUCAUGUCCUCUUCUCAACAUUUGGCUUUGCUCACUUCUUCUGGGGCUGUUUCGGUUGCAGCACCUCCACCAACUCCGCCACCACAGCCCUCACUUCCUCCUCUUCCUCCUACUUCCUCCUCUUCUUCCAUUUACACCCAACAAACCAGUACUGCUGCCGACUAUAGUACCAUUUCAAGUGACAAUAUUGGCUCCUAUUUUGGUUAAUUUCCUAGACCGAAAAGAAUCUCAUUUUUUUUUUUUUUCUGUAUUAUGAUUUAUGAAUUAAAUCAAGUUGAACUGGAAU